Messenger RNA from Leptomonas pyrrhocoris, 1090 nucleotides. RefSeq lists its product as hypothetical. Bases 320 to 1090 code for a protein of 256 amino acids. Lineage: Eukaryota; Euglenozoa; Kinetoplastea; Trypanosomatida; Trypanosomatidae. The transcript has a single exon. Gene Ontology annotation, cellular component: mitochondrial intermembrane space; mitochondrion. Gene Ontology annotation, biological process: succinate metabolic process; mitochondrial respiratory chain complex II assembly. The record is from RefSeq and is a predicted model, not a curated record.
AAUGCGAUCUCGCUUCGACUUUUCUUUUCGUUCUCUUCUUCCUCGCUUUCACGCUUGCUCUGUGUCCGUAGUUUAUCUUUGUGCUGCUUCUUGCCGCUGUCGUGGGGGGAAAGGAUAUCACUACGGAAAACGAAGGCAUGCAACCAUGAGGUACCUCACACGCGCUGUACAGGGGCCGGUAGAGCAUCGGCUCACCUCUGCCCUCUCCCACCUUCCGACGCGAUCCAUCGUCGCAGCCAGCACCUGCCUCUUUGCCACACAUCGCCACGCCUCCUCCAAUAAUGACGACAACAUCAACGGCGGUAGCAGACGCAGUGAAAUGGUUGUGGACGCCGUGGCGCGGCCGAUGGGGUACGGCCCCUUCAGCGCCACCGCCAAGACGCGAGUGUUGCGUGAGAAGGCCGCUGCCGAUCACCGCCGUCAGACGGGAGACUCAUCGGCAACAGCCACAGCAGCGGCACGGACUGCGUCGACUCCGACGGGUCUCCACACCUCUGUCAUGCACAACGUCACCCUCCAAACGAACCUGUCCCUGCGCCUCUCCCUCGCCGGCCUGCCGCACCCGUCGCAGCUGCGGGACUGGGCCUAUAUGUCGGCCGAGUGGCGACUCGCCUUUAUCCGGCUGUACCGUGCGAUCUUGCGGCUGCAUAAUAAAACAGUGGCGGUGUCGCUGCACACGGCCCGCGGUGAGGGCCCAGAGGCUGCGGUGAUGGCCGUCACCGGUGUUCAGAAAACGCAAGACGGUUCAGCCGUGGCGGCGGAUGUGAAAGAACACGAUGUGAAUGUGGCGGCGAAGACGGCGGACGACUACCUCCUCCGUUACCUGCUCACCCCUGAGCAGCAGGAGUUUGGCAAUCGCUUUGUGCAAGGAGAGUUCCAGCGCCACAUGGAUGCCGAUGCGGUCUCCGCGGCUAUCUUCUACUCGUCCUGGUACGACUACGUGCUGCAACUCGCCUCCGGUGUGACGAGUCGCGAGAUGACGGAGAAGGAGAAGCGACUGUUGUCGGAUGAGCAGAAGGAGAAGUUGAACGCGCUGCGGGGCGCGUUUGUGGACCUGCGCGUGUCGAAGGCACCACAUUACGUGCCGUAG